CACAGCAGGUAUCAGGAGAGCUGCCACAGUGAGAGUUUUUAAAAUGACAGGCUUGAUUUCAGGGGUAUUUUAACAGAGUUCAUCGUUGUCAACAAUAGAGACAAACAUGGAUUUACCUGGAAUCUGAGCUGCUCAUAUAGUUUUACUACAUACAUUUUGCGUAUCAUAAUGUAUCAGAUGUUGCAAUAAUGGCCGCCAUUUAUCAUGUGAAGAACAGCCUGGGCUUUGUUUCUUCUGGGAAUAAGGAAGAGUCCCCAGAAGACCGAGUGAUCGACAUUGUCAAGCAUGAUGCAGCACAGUUCAGCAAGCACUUUCUGGUAGAUGCUGAGCAGGUGAGUUCGCUAGGAUCGGAAGGGGAGGAUGAGGUCGGUAUGUGGAGCCUGGAGCCCCAGGACUGUCAGGAGAGCCUGGACAAGACGAGCCUGACGCCCAGCGAGGGGACGGAGGAGCCUGGCAGCCCUGCUCGCUCCACGCGGCCCCACAGCCUCAGCCCCGGCAGUCGGAACUACUGGGGACAGGUGGAGCAGGAAGCUGCUGAAGACCACAACGCCACAUCCAACACUGACAGGGAGGGGGAUCAGGACCCGCUGAGGAUGUACUGUAAGAACUCAGAUUCCCAGAAUGCCUUGGAGGACCUGGCCCAUUAUAAGUUUCUGGCCCAGUUGAGGAAGGCAUCUACCUCAGCCAGUGUCUUGGAUCACCUGAACCACAAUGGCACGGCAGGUGUGUACCACCCAAGCAGCAGGCACGAUGAGUUACCACCCGCCAUCUGGUCACCAGGAGCUCAGCACCACUCACCUGAGGGUACAGAUGGAGGAAGGACCCAGCAGGCCUGUCCGUUCUGCCACAGGAUGUUUCAGAGAGGAGCGUCUCUGAGGGAUCACAUCAAGUACUGUCAGGACAGGGAGGGUGUCCACAUGGCCUGUCCGCUCUGUGGUUACACUGCCACCCAUAGGGCACAGAUGGAGCGGCAUCUGGCUCUUCACAACCAAGUGCAGGACAAGAGUGCAAUGUGUUUGGAUCAAGCCAUGGAGACCAGGAAGUUUAAAUGUCUGCAAUGUGGGAAAGCUUUCAAGUACAAACACCACCUCAAGGAACAUCUCCGCAUCCACAGUGGGGAGAAGCCAUACGAGUGCUCCAACUGCAAGAAAAGAUUCUCCCAUUCUGGGUCCUACAGCUCCCACUUAAGCAGCAAGAAGUGCCUGAACGGAGGCGGAAACACAGGAGGAACCAGUGGAGCAUUUAACGGACACAGUCAAAGCUCCUUCCACCACUCAUUUCCUACAUCUCCCCCUGCAGGCGGGGGGAGAAACAGUAAUGACAAGGGCUCUCCGAUGGCAUCACAAACCCAGGAUAACAACAGAACUCUGGGUCGAGUACUAAAAGAUCCUCACCAGCUCUCUCUGCAGGACCCCAUCCACAACCACACAGGUUUUCCUGGAGCUGCAGACCUGGCUAGGCUUUGGGAGCCAUCUGCAGAGCUUUCACUGAGGGCCAGCAUACUAAAAGGGACCACCCUGCUGCCUUAUUUGCACUCUGGGACCAAGUUUGAGCAGAUGCUGCAGGAGAUGCUGCACAGGGAGGUGAGGAAAGAGGAGGAGGUGGAGAAAGGAAUUGAGGAAAGGAGGGUUAUUUACAAUGGAGCAGGUCUAGACAGUAAGGUGUCACCUGAGAGGAGAAGGGAGUCAGGCGAAGGAGAGAGAGGUGUAUUAGGCGUGACAUGUCGCUGGUGCUCUCAGCUUUUUCCCAAUGUAGCGGUGCUCCUUCAGCAUGAACGCUACCUUUGUAAGAUGAACCGAGAGGGACUGGAGGUACCUGAGGGCCUUCAUAGCAAAGACCUCUCCUCUCCACCUUUAUUCUACCCUAGACCACCUCUCCAAUCAGAGAACAGCAAACAAAGUGAAACAACAAAUGGCCUCUCUGGAAACAAAUCACCUUUACAGAAACCCAGCUGGCACUCCGUCCCACAGCAGCUCCUUGUCGCUAUGCACUCCCCCCCACAGCCUCUCCAUGAUGCCCGAACACUCUGGUCCAGCCAGGAAAAAGGAAGCCCGAGCCAGCCAAUCAACCGCUCCCCAGAGCUGUCAUCACCUCGAGCCAGGAGGAGAAUUCCCUCAUCAGGAUUCGGUUCUCCAGUCUGCCUUGACCUCACCAGCUGCCCUCCUGAGCUGUCAUCGCCUCAGCACCUUCUGUCUGCACAGAACGAACCUCUGGACCUCUCCCUGCCCAAACAGCUCUCAGACCAGGAUGGGGUCAACAAAACUGUGAACGGAAACUGGUCUCGAGGAGAGAAAAGAGAGCUCAGCAGCCAGCAGCUCAGAAGACUGAGUCCAACUUCACAUCUUCCCCUCCACCACCACCAUGCAGUCUUUAGCGGGAGUGGACCUCCUGUGUUUCCGAGUGCCUUAUACAAUGGAUUUCCCAUAUUCCAGCAGUCUGGGUUAGGGCUUUCAGGGCAUGAUGGCAUUACUGCAGUUCCAUUCAGUCAGCCAGCUAACGGCCCCGGGUUUCUCUCUCCAAUGGCUUACAUGAUGGAGGCAGAAGCAGAGGCAGCUCUGAAAAAGAUCCACCAGGAGAGACAAGUUCUAAUGGGUGAGGCUUUAAGCAGAGGAGCUCUGGACUACCUCGCUCUCAUGGAUGACAGUCUGGAUGGAGAAGGAGGACCAGGGAGGAAGAGACUGAAGAAGACAGAUGAAGGGCUUUAUGCCUGUGAUAUCUGUGACAAAACCUUUCAGAAGAGCAGCUCUCUGCUGCGACACAAAUAUGAGCACACAGGUAAACGCCCUCAUGAGUGUAAAAUCUGCAACAAGGCCUUCAAACACAAGCACCAUCUGAUCGAGCACAGCCGUUUGCACUCUGGAGAGAAACCCUACCAAUGUGACAAAUGUGGAAAACGCUUCUCUCACUCUGGCUCAUACUCACAGCACAUGAACCACCGCUACGCCUACUGCAGCAAAGACCAAGACCCAGACCAGGACCAGGAGGAGAUGCCCCUCACCCCAGGGGCUGGAAACGGUCUGGGGGGCCGCCUCUCUGAUGAGCCCCUUCUGUCCAUGGAGGACACCCAAACCCCACAUUCUUUUCUAAGCGAUUCUAGUCUGGAUGGAGUGGUAGAGGAAAUCAAAGAGGAGGAGGAAGAUAAGGAGACGGGAGUCGGCGAUGGUCGUGUGGAAGGGGAAAGUUUGAAAUCAUCAGGUGCAGCAGAGGAGCUUGAAAGAAGCCCCAUUCGAGAGUCACCCGUGAGAGUGAAUGGAGCACAAAAGGAGGAAAUUAUUUACGAUGUGGGAAACAAUACUGAGAACACAGAGAGAAAAUUGUGGGACAGAGACUCCGGGGACCAGAAUGGAAACUUAGAAAAAUGUGAACUGAGCCUGGAUCUAACAGAUUUACCCAGAAUAAAAACUUAAAGGUGACCUUAACAUGCCAGUGCAAUGCAUAUUCUAAAAGCUGUACAUUAAGACUGUUAAUACGUAUUUUUUAUACCCAUUUUAUCCCACUUUACAUCUGUUUCAACUCUUUUUUUUUUGUUUUUUUUACAAAAUGAAAAAAUGCACAGAACUGCCAAAGAUGGCCUUAAAGGGGAUUAAGCCAUACAAACAAAAACAUGACUAUAAAAGUUCAGUAUUUUAUCAUGAAAAAACUUGAUGUACCUACAAGUGUUUGUUUCUUUUAAUUGUUGUGUUGUUUGCCAAAAGAGCUAAGAUAUUUGACACGUUUCCAGCAGAUGCGUGUGUGACAUCCCAGGAAUUUCACUUAUUAUACGCUUACUGCUGCUGACUGUUGCACAAGCUCUAAAACAGGGCCUUUUGUAUUUUCUACAUCCAGGAUUCAGUGGAUUUUAAGAAGUUUUUAUUAACAUUUCAACUGUUGACAUGAAUGGAAAACACCAACUAAGAAGUAAGGAGGACAAACUUUCCGGAAUGAUUGCAAUAUGAAAAGACUGUUAUCUAAAGAUGCCUUCAAAGUAAGCUUAAAGGUUUUCAAGGCAGCCAGUUAUGCCUGUUUAAGAAAUAUUUAUUCAUUACACAUGCAAGUAAUAAGCAAAUUCUAAUGUCCUGUGGUAUUAUUUAAGGGAAAUUUACCUCUUUUUUAAAAAUAAUCCAUCAUUUGUUUAAUACUGAAAUAAUGCACACAUGCAGCUCUUACUAUGUCCCAAAGAAAGUGAGACUUCUAAAAUAUAUACAGGGCACAGAAGCCUCAAGAGGACAUGCAACCAUUAAAUCUCCAUUCAUGUAUCACCCUAUUUUGGUUUAGAAAUGCUGGAUUUCUGGUGAUAAGGUGUUUGUUUGACCAGUGUGAGUGCUAUACACCAUGCCCAUGCAUGGUACACUUCCUUGGCCCUGGCAUGGCUGGAAGGGCUGUGCUACAGCAGGAUACAGUUGCUCAGACAUGCACACAAGCACUGGUGUGCAAAGUGGACCUGAUAUAUAAUUGUUAUGGUUAUUCUUUUCGACAAUCUUUUGAACAAUCUGACCAACACAACUCACAAUAAGCCACAGCAUGUUUCCUGUGUAUUUCCCUAUUGUACCAACUUUGUGAGACUGUGUGUCUUGCAAACUGCGUGUACCAUAAUAGGGCCAAAUAGCCAGGCCUAGCUGGGCCCAUUGCAGCGUGAGUGGUUAGCUGGGGAGGGGGAAUAAUCGUGCUUCAGCACAGUACGAUGCAACUGUGGGCCCAAUGUGAGUGCAUUUUUACUCUUUAUCAGAAAACAGGCAUUGUUAUCCCAAAAUAACAAGAUGAAUAAGUCUAGAAACAACCAAAAAUUACUUAAGAAAUCAGAAAGAAUAAAAUGUAUGAAUGCUUGUCCUCUUAAGACUUCUGUAAUGGGGGAUUUCUUGCAAGAACUUUUUUUAUUCAUGCUGUGAAAUUAGAGAGUAAAACUAGCUUGUGUUGUCGGACUAGAAACGGUGCUCAGCAGCUUUAAAAAAUCAAACCAAUUUAGAAGUUAAAACCAGGCAGUAAACAGGAAGAUGUUUUUUAAACAAAAAGCAGUGGACUGCACCUUUCUAACUGUGUGCCUUGUAAGCAGAACAGUCACUUCUGCAUUUCUGUGCAGGAUGCUAAAAGCAGAAAAAGAUUAAGUCACUCUUAGGGCUUUUAUUCCUUUUGAGGGAGCGGGUGAAACCUGCACUGUGCCACUAUUGGUUUAUCAAUCCCACACAGCGUAUUUAUUCUCUCUAAAGCUAAAACAUCUCUUAUUUCUCGUAACGAUUUACAUGUGCUACAGAGUUUUCACACCCUGGAAAAAAGAAUGUGUCACACAUUUUAGGUUGUCUGUUGAGGUGUGGCAUGAAGGUGAAGAUUCAGGACACACACACCAGCUUUUUACUUCCUCUUUCUGACUGCGGUGUAGUCAACAUGAAAAGUGCCUCAGAUACACUCACACAAACACAAUAUGACUAAUCCCACAAUGCCUUGGUACCACCAGAUAAGACGGUGCUGCAUGAGGUGUGACUAAGCCUGUAGCAUUCAUGCAUACCAGCGGCCAAAGACACUUCUUCGUCAUAAUUUAUCACCAAAGAUAUGCAUAUGUGACACGCUAACUGCCACUCCGCUCUUGCGUAGUUCCUUACCUGCUUAUUUCUGGGUUUAAAUAGGGUGAAAAGGUUUAUUUUCACAUGAUGUCUGCACAGUUUUAAUACCAAGCAGAGUAUUUUUACUCAAGCAACUUUUGUAUUAACUUUUUAUCAGUAUUUUUGCAUGUUUGUGGAUAUUUGUAAUAAAAUUGUACAUAUUUUGC
This is a messenger RNA of Cheilinus undulatus (humphead wrasse), 5740 nucleotides long. RefSeq names its product zinc finger E-box-binding homeobox 2-like. The transcript is spliced from 10 exons. Bases 189 to 3407 code for a protein of 1072 amino acids. Gene Ontology annotation, molecular function: DNA-binding transcription factor activity, RNA polymerase II-specific; RNA polymerase II cis-regulatory region sequence-specific DNA binding. NCBI's taxonomy places the organism in Eukaryota, Metazoa, Chordata, Actinopteri, Labriformes, Labridae. The record is from RefSeq and is a predicted model, not a curated record. Gene Ontology annotation, biological process: regulation of transcription by RNA polymerase II; anatomical structure development.